AGCCUGGGCAACAGGAGCGAAACUCCGUCUCAAAAUAAAAAACAAAAAACAAACACUAUAAGCUUUUUGAAAAAUCAAGUAAAUUCAUUCCAGUGUUUUUCCUGCAAUGAAAAAGAAUGCAUCACUUUUCUAAGGUUUUAAUAAUCAUAAUAGCUGCCAGUUAUUCAGGACCUUCUAUGUACCUGGCAAAGUGUUAGGAACAUUUGAUCCAUUUUCUCUUAUGUGCUAAGCAGUCCUACUAGCUGCUUCAUCCUGGAAAUACAGAUGGGAGCUUGAAGUCAAGGACUACAACUGUGUGUUUAACAUCUCUCUUGACUCUCAGUAACCUCCAGUUCAGCACAUCCAAAAUGAAACACAUGUCUCUUCUGCCAGUAUGUUUUGCCCCACCCCUGUAACACUCCCACUGCCGGAAAAAUCACACAAACAAAAACCUCACACACAACCAUUGUGCCUUUCCUCUCUCAGGGGGUGCCAGAAACCAUCUGGUUCAUGCCAGAAACCUGGGAGUCAACCUUGCCCUCUUCUCUGCUUGCCCUCCCAUAAAUCUGCCACCACAAAUCCUGUCAACUGUUGUUACAUCUUUCCUUCCCAUUUUUUCUGGCCCCAUUGCAUCCAUUCUAUUCCAUUUCAUUGUUUUCCUGCCUUUUCUGUUGUUGGAGCCUCCUAACUGGCCUGUGUCUCUGAGCUGGCCUUCCUGCCCCUCUUCCACUGGUCCAUUUAAUCUGCAAUCUGAGUGAAUGUUUUUUCUAAUAUGCAAACAUGAUGAUACUGCGUUCUUGGUUAAAAUGCUUCAGCAGCCUGUUACAUUCUUUCAAUUUCUUGAACUGAAUGUAAUUUCUUUAGCUCUUAAAUAUGCAAUUUCCUCUUCCAUGAUUACUGUUUUCCUCCUCUUUGUCUUCAAGUUUCAUUCAUCCUUCAGGCUUCAGCUUAAAUAGCCUACAUUUGUUGAGGUUUAUGGUUAUCUCUGCAUGGGAUGUCCAUGAUGGCAGGGACUAUGAGACAUUUGUUCAGAUCAUAACAUCUGACUCAGUUGGUGCUCAGUGUCUACCUGUUGAAUGUAGUAUAGGGAAGGAAAAACAUUUUUUUCUCUACCUUCUUAGGUUCAGUAGCUGGGCCCUGCAAAAUAAACUGAUGAAAGAUACAUUAACAGGAAAAAAGGUUUAUGCAUAAAUGUAAAGUAGUUAGACCAGGGGGCUCACAUGCCAUUUUAACAAAGAGUGAUAAAUUGUAGAGAAGUAACUAGACAAAAGUAGGGGAAUUCUUCUUGGGUAAAUUGUAGGAAGGUGAAGAUAUGGGAGAAGCUAACAGAAGAUAUGGGUUAUUCAGUAAGGUUUGUUAUGUGGACUCAAGUUGGCGCCUUCCCCAUUGAUAAGAGUUGCUCUCUUCCUGGUACUGGAAAGGAAGACACAUUUACAAAAGGAUGUUUAUUACCUGUACAUAGGAAAAUUUAUGCCCUGCAUUUAUACAAAAAAGGGAGGGCAAAGAGCAAAUUGGUUUCAGCUCAAAACAAUUCUUACAUGAAAGUGGCAUAUUUUGGGGUAGCAUACACUGAUCCCCUUCAAAAGGAAUAAGUUGCUUUUCUCUUAUCAUGGUUAUGAGAGCUACUUUGAAUUAACUUCUGCUUUUUGAAAGUACCUUUAAUUCUCAAAUGUUUCUGCUUUUGAAUGCAGUUUGGGAGAGCCCAUGGUGACUGCGUGAGUGGAGCCCAGCUGUGUGGAUGCCCCAGCAUGGAUGACUACACGGUCCUGAGAAUGAUUGGGGAGGGCUCCUUCGGCAGAGCUCUUUUGGUUCAGCAUGAAAGCAGUAAUCAGAUGUUUGCCAUGAAAGAAAUAAGGCUUCCCAAGUCUUUCUCUAAUACACAGAAUUCUAGAAAGGAAGCUGUUCUUUUAGCCAAAAUGAAACACCCCAAUAUUGUUGCCUUCAAAGAAUCAUUUGAAGCUGAAGGACACUUGUAUAUUGUGAUGGAAUACUGUGAUGGAGGGGAUCUAAUGCAAAAGAUUAAACAGCAAAAAGGAAAGUUAUUUCCUGAAGACAUGAUACUUUAUUGGUUUACCCAAAUGUGCCUUGGAGUAAAUCACAUUCACAAGAAACGUGUGCUACACAGAGAUAUCAAGUCCAAGAAUAUCUUCCUCACUCAAAAUGGAAAAGUGAAAUUGGGAGACUUUGGGUCUGCCCGUCUUCUCUCCAAUCAGAUGGCAUUUGCUUGUACCUAUGUGGGAACACCUUAUUAUGUGCCUCCAGAAAUUUGGGAAAACCUGCCUUAUAACAAUAAAAGUGACAUCUGGUCCUUGGGAUGCAUUCUGUAUGAACUCUGUACCCUUAGGCAUCCAUUUCAGGCAAAUAGUUGGAAAAAUCUUAUCCUCAAAGUGUGUCAAGGGUCCAUCAGUCCACUGCCGUCUCAUUACUCUUACGAACUUCAGUUCCUAGUCAAGCAGAUGUUUAAAAGGAAUCCCUCACAUCGCCCCUCGGCUACAACGCUUCUCUCUCAAGGCAUCAUAGCUCGGCUUGUCCAGAAGUGCUUACCCCCCGAGAUCAUCAUGGAAUAUGGUGAGGAGGUAUUAGAAGAAAUAAAAAAUUUGAAGCAUAAUACACCAAGAAAAAAAACAAACCCCAGCAGAAUCAGGAUAACUUUGGGAAAUGAAGCAAGCACAGUGCAAGAGGAAGAACAAGAUAGAAAGGGUAGCCAUGCUGAUUUGGAAGGCAUUGAUGAAAAUGUAGUUGAAAGUGCACUGAGAAGAGUAAAUAGAGAAGAAAAAGGUAAUGAGUCAGUCCAUCUGAGGAAAGCCAGUUCACCAAAUCUUCACAGACAACAGUGGGAGAAAAAUGUACCCAAUAAAGCUCUUACAGCUUUGGAAAAGGCAUCCAUACUCACCUCCAGUUUAACAGCAGAGGAUGAUAGAGGUGGUUCUGUAAUAAAAUACAGCAAAAAUACUACUCGUAAGCAGUGGCUCAGAGAGACCCCUGACACUUUGUUGAACUUCCUUAAGAAUGCUGAUCUCAGCUUGGCCUUUCAAACGUACACAAUAUAUAGACCAGGUUCAGAAGGGUUCUUGAAAGGCCCCCUGUCUGAAGAAACAGAAGCAUCGGACAGUGUCGACGGAGGUCACGAUUCUGUCAUUUUGGAUCCAGAGCGACUUGAGCCUGGGCUAGAUGAGGAGGACACGGACUUUGAGGAGGAAGAUGACAAUCCCGACUGGGUGUCAGAGCUGAAGAAGCGAGCUGGAUGGCAAGGCCUGUGUGACGGAUAAUGCCUGAGGGAGUGUUCCUGAGUCACACUGAGGAGAGGCUUCACUCAGGAGUUCAUGUUGAGAUGAUCAUGAGUUUGUGCGAUGUAUAUUUUCCUUUGGAAACAGAAUGAAGCAGAGGAAACUCUUAAUACUUAAAAUUGUUCUUGAUUAGUAUCAUGAGUUUGAAAAGUCUGGAACUCCUGUAAGUUUUUGAAUUCGAGAGAGAAGGUGUAGUGGAAUGAGUGUGAGCAUUGGACUUUGCAGUCCCAUAGAACAGAAAUGGGAUGCUAGCCUGCCACUACCUACUUGUGUGAUUGUGGGAAAUUACUUAAUCUCUUCGAGCCCCAAUUUCCUUAACCAUAAAAUGAAGAUAAUAAUGCCUACCUCAGAGGGAUGCUGACCAUAGACCAUUACAGCAGCCCGUAUGUUAUUCACAUGAUUUGUGUUUAUUAUUAUGUGACUCUUUUUACACUUCCUAAAGGCUUGAGAAUUAAAUAUAUUUAAUUAUGAU
Messenger RNA from Rhinopithecus roxellana (golden snub-nosed monkey), 3738 nucleotides. It is a transcript of the gene NEK3, whose product is annotated as NIMA related kinase 3. The transcript is spliced from 15 exons. Bases 1665 to 3248 code for a protein of 527 amino acids. The record is from RefSeq and is a predicted model, not a curated record. Gene Ontology annotation, biological process: protein phosphorylation. Gene Ontology annotation, molecular function: ATP binding; protein kinase activity. NCBI's taxonomy places the organism in Eukaryota, Metazoa, Chordata, Mammalia, Primates, Cercopithecidae.